Messenger RNA from Echinostoma caproni, 1044 nucleotides. The record is from the annotation of a GenBank genome assembly. NCBI's taxonomy places the organism in Eukaryota, Metazoa, Platyhelminthes, Trematoda, Plagiorchiida, Echinostomatidae.
AUGGCGACCGUAGGUUUUCAGAAGGCUGCUGUUAUCAAAUCAUUUAAUCUAUCAUCACUCCAUAAAUUACCCAGUCACAUGCAAGCAUGGCAAUGUCUACGUUUUCUUGAUCCAUCUUCGAGAGACGUUACUCAAGAACUGCACCUCACGACAACUCGUCGAUUGCCCACCUUAACUCGCCCAGAUCACGUAUUGGUCAAAGUCGAGUGGGCUUCCAUAAAUCCGAUCGAUCUGAUGAAUUUGUACGGAUAUGGGUCCACUAUUAGCUGCGAUAGUUCUCAGUUUCCUUGGACUCCAGGCAGGGAUUUCACCGGGACGAUAGUCAGAUCCUACACUCGCGUGGUACCGGGACAACAGAUAGUCGGUGUUACCUGGCCCUUCCUGAGUAGAUUUGCCCAAUUCGUGGUUUGUCCGGCUGCGUAUACUGCGGAACUCCCUCCGAAUGUAAAUUCAGAACAGGCAGCGGCUAUCGGUUACUCAGGCUUAACUGCUUGGUCGGCCUUGGUAACUGCACCCAUGGUUCUGGUGACCGGAGCCACAGGCGGAGUUGGUCUCGUUGCGGCUCAGUUGGCCAAGUUGUCCGGUGCCUGCGUUCAUGUUACAUGUCCUUCUGAUAAGAGGGCUAUUGAUAUGAUGAGGCAGCUCGAGGUGGACGAUGUGAGUUUCACUGCUUUCGUUCACUUCCUGGCCCCUGAGUGCUACGCCUGUGUCAUGAACAAUAGUGUCCUUGCAUUUGACGAACUUCUGUGUAUAGAUAUUUUCCCUGAGUGUUGUAGACAAAUUAUCCCUUUAGUCUUCUUGGGUUUUUAUUUCCUCCUUUCGCGAACAAAACGAAUAGCCGAACCACAUCAACUAAAAGUGGUGCUCGAAGGUGCACCAUUAUUGUCUAUCCGUAAUGAUUAUCACUAUGUUUUUGUCACAGUGCCUAAAACGACAGUUAAUAUUGCAUCCGCAGGUUUUUACUUUCCUCCAGGUUUGAGGUUCGAACUCAGCCGUCGGAUUUAUCUUAUCAGGUGUAUGAUAUUAGCGGACUCGCGUGCAUGA